AUGGCCUCGACAAUUCCCUCUGCACAGGCUGCCGCUGCCACUGCCUCGCAGCCCAGCUUCACCAAGCUCGAACCCUCGUCAUCAUUUUACGAUCGCAUCACCACCUGGGCCUCGGAGCACAAGGCUGCUGUCUACACCAUCGCCGGUAUCACUCUGGUUGCCACCGGUGCCGGAAUCUACUACUACACAUCCGAAUCUGCUCCUACGCUGCAAGACCUCGAAGCUGCUGCUGAGAAGAAGAAGGCUCGCAAAGAGAACAAGAAGGCCAAGAAGAACGCACAGAGAGAGCAGAAGUCUCCCCCACCAGAGUCAAAGCCCCAGGGUAAGCCACAAGCGGCAAGCGUACAGAGCGAGGACGACUUGCCCCAAGUGACCGAGUCGACCGUUGCAAGCCUUUCGGACGACUCCAAGAAGGACUACGCUGCCAAGCUCAAGGCUGCCGGUAACAAGGCCUAUGGAUCCAAGGACUACAACCGCGCCAUUGAGCUGUACGGCCAGGCUCUGCUGUGCAAGGCCGACCCCGUCUUCUACUCGAACCGUGCCGCAUGCUGGAAUGCCAUGUCCAACUGGGACCGCGUCAUCGAGGACACGACCGCCGCCAUCAACCUCGACCCCGAAUAUGUCAAGGCUCUCAACCGUCGCGCCAACGCCUACGAGGAGACCAACAGAAACAGCGAGGCCCUCCUCGAUUACACUGCCAGCUGCAUCAUCGAUGCUUUCCGUAAUACCGGAGCCGCCGAGUCGGUCGAGCGUCUGCUCAAGAAGGUGGCCGAGGAGAAGGCCAAGGUCAUCAUGGAGAAGAAGCAGCGUCGUCUGCCCAGCUCCACCUUCAUCACAAACUACCUCCAGAGCUUCCGCGAUAGAGAGCUGUCAGACUCCAUCUCUGAGAGCGCCGACCUUCCCGAGAACAGCGGAAAGUGGUGGCUACGCAAGGGUCUGUUGGCAAUGGACAAGAAGACGGGCGAGGGCUACAACGAGGCCGCCGAGGCUUACGAGAAGGCCAUCGAGGCCGGUGACCUGGCAGAGAACGAGGCUUUCGCAUACAACAUGCGCGGUACCUUCAAGUAUCUGCGUGGUGAGGCCGACGCCAUUGAUGACCUGCACAAGAGCAUCGAGUUGGAUCCUACCCUGACCCAAAGUUACGUCAAGCGCGCCAGCAUGCACCUCGAGGCGAACCGUCGCGAAGAGGCCGCAAAAGACUUCGAAGACGCUAUCGCUCAGAACGACAAGGACCCAGACGUUUACUACCACCGCGCACAGCUCAACUUUAUCCUCGGCGACUUCCCCGAGGCAGCUAAGGACUACCAAAAGUCGAUCGACCUCGACUCUAGCUUCAUCUUCUCCCACAUCCAGCUUGGUGUUACCCAGUACAAGAUGGGCAGCGUUGCUUCAUCUAUGGCCACUUUCCGCCGCUGCAUCAAGAACUUUGAGAACGUUCCCGACGUCUACAACUACUAUGGUGAGCUGUUGCUCGACCAGCAAAAAUACCAGGAGGCCGUCGAGAAGUUCGAGACUGCCGUCCAGAAGGAGCAGAGUCAGCGCGUCACUGGCAUGAAUGUCCUGCCCUUGAUCAACAAGGCUCUCGCGCUGUUCCAAUGGAAGCAAGACUUCGCUGGUGCCCAAGAGCUGUGCGAGAAGGCUUUGAUCAUUGACCCCGAGUGCGACAUUGCCGUUGCCACCAUGGCUCAGCUGCUCCUCCAGCAAGGCAAGGUCCCUGAGGCCCUCGAGUACUUCGAGAAGGCUGCCGAGCUCUCACGCACCGAGCCUGAGAUCGUCAACGCUCUUUCAUACGCCGAGGCCACCCGCACACAACUCGAGGUCCAGGAGAAGUAUCCUCAACUCGCCCAGAGGUUGAGCGGUAUGCCUCCUUCGGCUGGCAUGCGAUAA
Messenger RNA from Aureobasidium namibiae CBS 147.97, 1887 nucleotides. Its product is annotated as mitochondrial precursor protein-like protein import receptor tom70. Gene Ontology annotation, biological process: intracellular protein transport. The record is from RefSeq and is a predicted model, not a curated record. The transcript is spliced from 3 exons. NCBI's taxonomy places the organism in Eukaryota, Fungi, Ascomycota, Dothideomycetes, Dothideales, Saccotheciaceae. Bases 1 to 1887 code for a protein of 628 amino acids. Gene Ontology annotation, cellular component: mitochondrial outer membrane. Gene Ontology annotation, molecular function: protein-transporting ATPase activity; protein binding.